Messenger RNA from Quercus robur (English oak), 516 nucleotides. RefSeq lists its product as uncharacterized. Bases 102 to 443 code for a protein of 113 amino acids. The record is from RefSeq and is a predicted model, not a curated record. The transcript has 3 exons. Lineage: Eukaryota; Viridiplantae; Streptophyta; Magnoliopsida; Fagales; Fagaceae.
AAUUUUAGUUUUAGUCAGAGUAAAACGACACCGUUCUGAGCUCCUUCUUAAAGCACCAAAACGAAGAACUCUGAGUCUGUAAUUUGAAGUUCAAAGCUUCAAUGGCGUGCUUGCUCUCCAUAAGCUUCUCCAUGCCUCUCUGCCCUCCAACAAUCCUUUUUCAGGAAAUAUAUCCAAGGAAAUCAUAUCAUGGUAGACUCUCAAACCAAGCAACUGCCAAAACAGCAACAAAGCUUCUUACCAUCUGCAAUGCAAAUAAAGGCAUAUUAUCUGUGAACUGGAGCCAUCGACAUCACUUAAUUACACCCUCAAUAUUUCCUUCUGAAACUAGUUCUUGUCCCUUGAAUUCUUGUACCCACAUGAUAAUAGCUGGUUAUUGGGUGGGACCUGAUCUUGAUGAUGGCUGGGGAUUUGUUGAAGCUUUUGUAAAUCAAAUUACUUGAUUUUUGGGAUUAUUUUGCUUACCUUACUUGAUAGACUUUGAUUUUGGAAAUGUCUGCCAUGAUUCAUACUUCA